UCCUAAACCAGUCAAGUCAUCGGCGGAAGCCUUUCUCUACUAGCUAGAUCUUGAUCGAAACUACCGAAUCUUUUCUUGGUUGUUCACGAGCUCACUUUUCUUGACCACCGAUCUCGACAUCCCUUCACUUUGCUUUCAUCCGAGCAAAAAGUAUAAUAGAAUCGAAUCUUUAUCACCAUGGUCGUCAAAGUCUAUUACUGGCCUGGAUUUAUGGGCCGUGCCGGUGCUUCCAUUCGCAUGCUUCACGAAGCAGGAGUUGCCUUUGAGCAUGUGUCGGAUAUGGGCGAAAUGUCUCAAAAGGCUGCGGCCUUUGGCGCCGAGACGGGAAACAUUGCCCCUCCCAUUGUCGAAGAUGGAGAUCUCAUCUAUUCUCAGUCGACUGCGUGCGCCAUGUACAUUGGAAAAACGUAUGGCUUUCCGGCACCCGAUGACUGCAAGGCGGUCCAAAUCAUGGAAGAUAUCAAGGACAAGUUCGAGAAUGGAAUUAGCAAGAAUCAGGAGGAUGCCAAAAAGUUGAAGGAGUUUCUCAAGGGAGAUGGUACCAAGCCUUCUCGUUUUUCGGUGUUUGCCAGUGCCAUUGAGCGCAAUGUGGUGGGUCCAUUCUUUUUUGGAGAGAAAAUGAGUUACGUCGACUUUUACUUUGCCAAUGCCUAUGCCAGCAACGAAGAUGGCAUGAAGAAGCUCAUGGACAAGACUGGCGACGACUUUUUUACUCCUUAUCCAAAACUGCAAGCCAUUGCCAAGGCUAUUCGAGGUCUAGAGUCCAUGAAAGGCUCUGACCUUAUUACUUUGCCAGCAGACAUGUUUGGAAUUAAGGAUGAAGUCGUCGAAGAGUACAUGAAGCUCUAGACUCGAGCUACGACUGUAGCUAGGCCCACCGCUUGUCAAUUCACAUGAUCACUAGCAAAGCAGCAAAAUGAGACCGUACUGUCAGUAGAUGUACGGUAGGCAAUCCUCUGCCAUCCAUAGAAAGUUGGGAGCUCCAGCCUCGUCUUCCAAUUGUAUGGAUGGUAGUAUGAUAUUUAAAAAUAGUAAUGAGAUUCUCUCUGCUCAAAUAAUACGAAUCUACUAUUUUCC
This is a messenger RNA of Seminavis robusta, 1077 nucleotides long. The record is from the annotation of a GenBank genome assembly. NCBI's taxonomy places the organism in Eukaryota, Bacillariophyta, Bacillariophyceae, Naviculales, Naviculaceae.